Capra hircus (goat) is the source of this 1604-nucleotide messenger RNA. RefSeq names its product tRNA methyltransferase 2 homolog B (gene TRMT2B). The record is from RefSeq and is a predicted model, not a curated record. Gene Ontology annotation, molecular function: tRNA (uracil(54)-C5)-methyltransferase activity, S-adenosyl methionine-dependent. Lineage: Eukaryota; Metazoa; Chordata; Mammalia; Artiodactyla; Bovidae. Gene Ontology annotation, biological process: RNA processing.
AUGAAAUCCAAGGUAUUAAGAGUCCCAGUGCACAGCCCAAGAUGCUUCCUCUCCAGAAUGGGUCUCUUCUUUAAACUGGGGCUGUUCCCCUGGUAUGCCAGAAAACCUCCAGGUUGGUCACAGCUCUUUCUGGGCUCAGCAUGUAAGGAAAACUUCACCCAGGUGAUAGCCAAGAAGCGUCAAAGAGGACAGGAAAGUCAGAAGAAACCAAGAUAUCUUGGACCACUAGAUGAUUCCUGGCAGGAAAGGCUGGCUGAUGUUGUGAUGCCACUCUGGAGGCUGAGCUAUGAAGAGCAGCUCAAGGUGAAAUUUGAAGCUCACAAGAAAAUUUUACAGAGACUAGAAUUUUACCUCCAAGGGCUAAACGGCGUCAAUAUGACAACAACUGGACCCAGAUCCCAGGGGCUCGGUUGUUUUCUCCAGCCUAUUAUACCUUCUCCUGUCAUUGAUGGCUACUGAAAUAAGUCCACCUUCUUUGUGAACUGAGGUCCAGGUGGCAAUCCAAAGACUGUGGGGCACUACCUGGGAACUUGGAGAGACAGGGACAUAGUCUGUGUACGGUCUAACCGUCUGAAAAACAUCCCCGAGAAACACAGUCAAGUGGCACAGUACUAUGAAGUAUUCCUUUAACAGUCCCCAUUGGGGCCCUGCCUUCUGUUUCAUGAAGGUGGGUACUGGCGUGAGCUCACAGUCUGCACCAAUAGCCAAGGGCACACAAUGGCCAUCAUCAUUUUUCAUGAGGAGCUCUCUGUUCAGGAGGAGCUCUCUGUUCAGAAGGAAGCUGUAAAGGAGUUUUUCACCAAAGGGGCAGGGGCAGUCUGUGACUUAACAUCACUUUACUUCCAGGAAAGCACAACGACCCAUUGCAGCCAUCAGCAGUCUCCCUACUAGUUCCUCUUUGGGGAUCCCCACAUCUUUGAAGAUCUCCUAGGCUUGAAGAUCCGCAUGUCUCUGGAUGCCUUUUUCCAGGUCAACACUGCUGGUGCAGAGAUGCUGUAUCGGACUGUGGGCGAGCUGAGGGGAGUGAACUCUAACACCAUCCUCCUCGACGUCUGCUGUGGAACUGGUGUGAUCGGCUCUCUAGCCCAGUAUGCCUCCUAGGUCCUUGGGAUUGAGUUGGUGGAGCAGGCAGCAGAGGAUGCCAGGUGGACAGCAGCUUUUGCAGACAUCACCAACUGUGAAUUCCACCCUGGUCAAGCAGAGACGAUUUUGCCACAGCUACUAAAGUCAAAGGAAGAUGGGCAGUUGAUUGUUGCUGUGGUGAACCCAGCCUGGGCGGGACUGUACUACCAGGUAGUUCAAGCCAAUUGCAACUGUGGGGCCAUCCACACUCUAGUUUUUGCUUCCUGCAAGCCCCAUGGUGAAAUCACAAGGAACAUCAUUGAGUUGUGCUGUCCCCCAAACUCCACUAAGAAGUUCCUCGGCAAGCCUUUCAUCCCGAGACAAGCUGUGCCCAUGGAUCUGUUCUCCCGCAGCCCUCACUGCGAACUGGUGCUUCUAUUCACUCGAUAAGCAGCCUCUUACAAGCCUGUCGGCUCUUUGUUAAGGCUGAAGUGUCAGUAACUUCCAGGUUUGGCAUAUUGUGACACCACAGACCCUGAAAA